Molecule: messenger RNA, 1951 nt
Organism: Helicoverpa zea (corn earworm)
Lineage: Eukaryota; Metazoa; Arthropoda; Insecta; Lepidoptera; Noctuidae
Gene: yellow-12
Product: protein yellow-like
Exons: 4
Coding region: 107-1645 (512 amino acids)
Cellular component (GO): extracellular region
Source: RefSeq, a predicted model, not a curated record
CCGAAGCGGUUCUGCUCUCUUCGUCGGAUCAGUGAAAUAAGCGUUUGUCAGAGUGAGAGGUUUCAAUUAAAGUGUUUUUAAUGGAUAUUUGCAUGGUACAUGAAGCAUGGCUGUGUCACAUCAGUGGUUUGUGCAGUGGUCCGCCCCACCGAUGCUGUUUGCGGAUAUUUCUAGUCAAUACAAUAACGUCAAUGAUCGGUGGCGGCAAAAUGAACCGAAAUGGAGCGAGCCGCUAGCAGUUCCUGAAAGUGAUGAUGUACAUAAUGAAUAUCAAAAUCAAGGAAGUUGGAUAGGAAACGAUAAUUAUAAGUUUAAGUCAGAUCGAUCUAAAAACAAUGAUCGUGCGCGCGCGGCGGGUGUGACGCUGUGGCUGACGAUGCUGGGCGUGAUGAGCGCGCAGUCCGUGCCCGCAGACAAUGACACGCCGCCCUUCAGCACGCUGUACAAGUGGAAGCACGUCGACUUCGAGUUCCCCACGCCCAGACAUCGAAGGCAUGCACUUGCUACCGGAAAAUUUGUGCCUGCUAACGUGCUUCCCCUGGGACUUGAGGUGUGGGGCAAUCGAGUCUGGGUGACGGUGCCGGCGUGGAGACGAGGCGUGCCCGCCACGCUCGCCACGCUCCCGCGCCAGGGAGGCAUCGCGUCGCCCCAACUCAGGCCAUAUCCUGACUGGAGCUUUCAUAGAGCUUUUGGUGAUAUGCAGAACUGCUCGGGACUAACAUCAGUUUUCCGAAUACAUGCUGACCCAUGCGGCCGGCUUUGGGUAUUAGAUUCCGGACAGAUAGACUCCCAAGAUAAUCCAAAACAAUUGUGCCCACCCAGUAUUGUGGUAUUUAAUCUCCAAACGGAUAAACUAAUUGCACGCUACAAUAUACCAAAACAGUUUGUGUUGGAAGAUUCAUUAUUCUCAAACAUUAUCAUCGACACAAGAAUGGAAGAUUGCUCAGACCUUCAUGUUUAUAUAGCAGAUACUUGGCGAUUUGGCCUUUUAGUUUUUAGGGAAAGAGAUGUCAGGUUUUGGAGAUUUUCUAAUCCUUUAUUUUUCCCGGAUCCCUUAGCCUCGAAUUUCACUCUUCAUGGACUUAAUUUUCAAUGGACCGAUGGCAUUUUUGGAUUAGCUUUGUCACCUAUUGAUCCAUACGAGGAACGCAUAUUAUUUUUCCACGCCAUGUCUAGUUACAGAGAAUUUUACGUGCCGACAUCGGUUCUAAGAGACCCACUCCGAGUUGACAAUAGUUCAACGGAAUUCAAUAUAGCUGGCGAAAGUAGAGGUCUCAAUGGCCAGUCGUCUGCCUCUGCGAUAGAUAGACGCGGUGUCAUGUUCUACGGCUUAGUGACCCGGGACAGUGUUGGAUGCUGGGACACAACGAAACCAUACAAAAGGAGAACCAAUGGAAUAGUGGCUUCAAAUUCAGAGACUUUAAUAUUUCCAAAUGACAUUAAAAUUGAUCAGGAUGCAAGGCAGAGCUUGUGGGUCAUUACUAAUCGGUUGCCGAUGUUCCAAGCCGGUCCUCUGGACUCUGAUGACUACAACUACCGCAUCUUGUACGCGGACACCACGGAGGCAGUGCGAGGAACUGUUUGCGACCCCGACACCGAACUCCCCCGCCCCGCACCUGUUAUACACAGAGGGUGGUUGCCAUAAAAUGUAUCUCACAAGUACCUAAUGUUAUUUAGUAAUAAAGAAAUGAGCACUUUUUAUUCAAGACAAGGUAUCUACUACCGAUGUUAUCGUUGUAAGCGCCUAUGUGUUCAAUGGUUGCUACUGUCACUAUUUGCUGUAAUGGUUUCUUUAUUUAUGUGUAGGCGCUAACGCCUACUGAUUAUAUAUUAUUUAAUUUAUAUACAGCACUUCGUUGCUAUCACUUAAAAUAAAGGGCAUUGUAUCAUCCUUUUCAGUCACAAAAUAAUGUAAAUAUUUGUUUUACUAAUGAUAUUUUUUUCUUCUAUA